This is a messenger RNA of Cuscuta campestris, 1726 nucleotides long. Lineage: Eukaryota; Viridiplantae; Streptophyta; Magnoliopsida; Solanales; Convolvulaceae. The record is from the annotation of a GenBank genome assembly.
CCGCUACUUUUUUUUUUUUUUUUUUGCUUCACCUGCCGCCAUGGUGUUAGGAGGAAAGCCCACCUCCACUGCAACCCAAUGAACCUCUGCAAGCUUAUCGCCACUCGUCGCCCCGGCUCACUGUUCGCCUUCCUACUCACUCAGUAGUGGUACGGUUUCCUCCGGUCCGUCCCGAUCCCGAAAAAAUAUCCGGUUCGCCGCCGUCCCCGACGUCAUCCCCUCUGAGACCGGCCGAGCGGGAGACUUCGCGGACUUGUUCAGAGACACCCAGACAGAUCUGGAAGCAAUCGGUCGGUCUCUAGGAACCCAAUUCUUAUUUCUUCCUCGCUAACUGUUCUGAAAUUGAUUUCAGCAAUCAUGUGAUUUCAAAGUAUUGGGAAUUUUGCAGCAUCAAUGAAGUCCAGCAGUGAAAUGAUCAUCUUCAUUUGCUCUCUGCUGAAUGGCUGAAGGAAGGAAGGUGACAACAGGUGGCCUUAUGGUCUGAUGAUCAUCAACGCGAUUCAUAGCUUGUGGCGCUACAGCAGCAGAAGAGGGCGAGGCAUAAUAGUCAUUCACAUUCCUAUUAUUAAUCUGCAGCCCCCUUAUGAUCCAAUCAUGGAGUGGAAGAUUAGUCUGCACCACACAAGCAGAAGAGGAUGAGGCAUUAUAAUCAUUCGUGUUCCUGUCAAUCCCUGGCCCCUCUAUGGUCCAAUCAUAGAGAGGAAGAUAACGCUGCACAGCAGGAGCAAAAGAGGGUGAGGCAUCAAAAUCAUUUGUAUUCCCAUUAUCAAUCCGCGACCUCCUUAUGAUUCGGUCAUGGAGAGGGACAUUAUGCUGCACCAUAGGAGGAGAAGUGGUGGUGGUGGAAGGGGACGGAGCUGUUCUAUGGUGUGGGCAAAGGUACAGAACCUUUUCAUGCACUUUAACCCAUCGCAGCAGUAUUGGGUCCGGAACACGUCCGGAUGAUACCCAACCUCCAAAUCUCCAUGAGCGAAUGUGCAAGCAUCUGCCCGCGGGCACCUCCCCUUGCGCCCGUGAUAGUCGCGACAGCGAAUGGGCUUGUAGUGGAUUAAUGUGUAUGAAUUCAAAGAAUCAACAGAGAUUACAGAUAGCCUCGAAAGUACAAAUCUUUAUCAGGAAGUCUCAUCUGGAAAUCAAGAAAGUGCGAGACUUGCAAGCCUAGCGUGUAAAUUACAGGAUUACAUGAACUUUCAAUCCAAAGGGAUCUUUUUGGUUUCUCCCGAAGAAUGCAUAAAGAAAUGAAGAUACGGGGGAAUGGAUACCUGAACUGGAUGGAAUGGUUGGCUAUGAACGACCCAGUGAAAGGAAAUUCCAGUUGCCUAUAAGUUCAAAGAAAGUACAGAUUUUGAACAAGAAAGUACAGAUUUUGAACAAGAAAUCUCGUCUGGAAAUCAAGAAAGUGUGAAUCCUGCAAACUUGGCGUUUGAUUUACUGGAAAUAUCUCUAAGGGUUCUUUUCUUGUGGAAGAAUGCAUAGAGAUAUGAAGAGAGAGGGGAAAAUGGAUACCUGAAAUGUAACAGAGCAGAGAAGAAAAAGAUGAAGAAGGCGAUGAAGAAGAUGACUGCAAGGAAGCAAUAACGGAAAUUCCCUCCCUCUCUGUUUAGUGUUUACUGCAUAUUUUAAAGAGAUUUGAAAGGCACGCGCUCGCGAGUAAAUUGUUACCGCAGCUAUACUACUCCUCCCCUCUAAAACUGAAUUAUAGUUAGAAUUAAGAAUUAUACUCCAU